AAAUGCCCGGAUUUUGGUUCACUCCUCCCUUUUCAAAGAUCUGUUUGUGGAGGGGAAAAGCAGCACAUCUUUCCCACGAUUGCCAAUGGGUCUGGAGCGACAGGAGAUGGUGAAAUAUGAGGGACGUGCGGGGACCCAGAAGGAGGCUGACGAAUUGCAGGGAGCGUGGGAGCAAGACGGCUGCAGAAUCACGAGUGUCGAGAUUGUCCCAGGUGGAGACAGGAGGGGCCAUGGAGCAAACUCGGAUGCGGGUGACCUUCGAGGAGGUGGCUGUGUAUUUCACCCAGGGGCAGGGGGCGCUGCUGGGCCCCGCUCAGAGAGCCCUCUACAGGGACGUCAUGCAGGAGAACUACGAGGCGGUGACCUCGCUGGGGUUUCCCAUUCCCAAACCUGAGCUGAUCGCCCGGCUGGAACGAGGGGAAGAGCCCUGGGUGCCCGACCUCCGGGCCGGGGAGGAAAGAGAGAUCUGGAGAGGCACCUGCACAGCAGGUGAUGAGCUGACGAGUGAGAAUGAAGGGAAUACACAGCUGGAAGUUCCUGAACUAGUGGAACCUCAGGAAACUUUCUCGGAGAGAGCCGAAGGGGCUACUUCUCAGAGCAAUGAGCAGGAAGAAGCCUGGGAGAGUUGGAGUAUGUCUGAAGGGCAGCAGGGAAUCCAGGCAAGGAAGAAAGCGGAUAGAUCAGUUUUGUGGCAAGGAGGGGUCAAGGAUUUGAAGAAAACCGCAGCCCAGCAGAGAAUCCACCUGGGGGAGGGAAGAAACACCUGCUUUGCCUGUGGGAAAAGCUUCAGUCGGCACUCAAACUUUAUUUCUCACCAGCGGAUUCACACGGGAGAGAGACCCUAUACCUGCGCGGAGUGUGGGAAAAGUUUCAUUCAGAGCACACAGCUGAUUAGACACCAGAGAGUGCACACAGGAGAGAAGCCCUACAAAUGCCUCGAAUGUGGGAAAGGCUUCAAUCAGAAUGCACACCUCACCAGACACGAGAGGCUGCACGUGGGCGAGAAAUUGUAUAAAUGCCCCAAGUGCGGGAAAAGCUUCCAUCGGAGUUCAGAUCUUACCUCCCAUCAGAGAAUCCACACUGGGCAGACUCCCUACCAGUGCCUGGAGUGUGGGAAAAGUUUUGACUGGAGCUCCCGACUUAUUGCGCAUCAGAGAAUCCACACUGGAGAGAGACCUUAUAAGUGCCCGGAUUGUGGGAAAUGUUUCAUUCACAGCUCGGAUCUUCUUGCCCAUCAGAGAAUACACACUGGGGAUCGACCCUAUACAUGCCCCGAUUGUGGGAAAAGCUUCAACCACAGCUCCGAUCUGCUUUCCCACCAGAGAAACCACACGGGAGAAAAACCCUACCAGUGCCCGGACUGUGGGAAAAGUUUUAAUCGGAACGCUCACCUGGUUCGACACCGGAGACGACACACGGGAGAGGAAGCUUAUAAAUGCGCCAGCUGUGGGCAAAGCUUCCGUCAGAUCUCAGAUCUGAUUUCUCAUCAGAGGAGCCACGCGAGCGAGAAACCCUACGAAUGCCGCGACUGCGGGGAAAGGUUAAGUGACCGGUCGGCCUUCAACAGGCACCGCCGGACCCACACGGGGGAGAAACCCCAUAAAUGCCUCGCCUGCGGGAAAAGUUUUGAUUGGAGCUCGAACCUCGUUGUGCAUCAGAGAGUUCACACGGGAGAGAAGCCCUAUAACUGCACUGAGUGUGGGAAAAGCUUCAAUCGGAGGUCAAACCUUAUUUCCCAUCAGAGACUCCACACUGGAGACAGGCCUUUUACAUGCCCUGAGUGUGGGAGAAGUUUUAAUCAGCGAGAACACUUUGUUAGGCAUCAGAGGCUCCACACGGGAGAAAAGCCCUAUAAAUGCCUGGACUGUGGGAAAAGUUUCAUUCAGAGCUCGCAUCUCAUUCGACACCAAAGAGUCCACACGGGAGAGCGGCCGUAUAUGUGCCCGGAGUGUAGGAAAAUGUUUCGGGACGGCUCAGCCUUUAUUAACCAUCAGAGAAUCCACACGGGUGUUAAACCCCAUAAGUGCCUGGACUGUGGGAAAAGCUUCAUUCAGAGCUCCCAGCUUAUUACACACCAAAGAGUCCACACGGGAGAGCGACCCUACAAGUGCCCGGAGUGCGGGAAAAUGUUUGCCGACGGUUCAGUUCUUAUUAACCAUCGGAGAAUCCACACAGGAGUUAAACCCCAUAAGUGCCUUGACUGUGGGAAAAGCUUCAGUCGCAGGUCCUCCCUCGUUAGACAUCAGAGGACCCACACAGGCGAGAAACCCUUUGUCUGUGAGUGCGGGAAAAAGUUCAGUGACAGUUCAGCCCUUAUUGUGCAUCAGAGACUCCACACGGGGGAUAAACCCUUUAAAUGCUCUGACUGUGGGAAAAGUUUCAUUCUAGUCUCCCGGCUCCAAGCACAUCAGAGAAUCCACACAGGCGAGAACCCCUGUAAAUGUCUCGAAUGCGGGAAGAAGUUCAGUGACAACGCAAACCUUAUCACGCAUCAGGGUACCCACACAGGAGAGCGCCCCUAUAAAUGCCUGGACUGUGGGAAAAGUUUCAGUCACAGCUCAGAUCUCAUUAGACAUCAGAGAACCCACACAGGAGAGAGACCGUAUACAUGCCCGGACUGUGGGAAAAGUUUCAGUCAGAACUCAAAUCUUAUCAUACACCAAAAACUGCACAAAGGAAAGAAACCUUACACAUGCACUGAGUGUGGGAAAACCUUCAUUCGGAGAUCACACCUGAUUUCCCAUCAGAGGAUCCACACAGGAGAGAAACCUUACAAGUGUCUUGUCUGUGGGAAAGGUUUCAAUCAGACUGCAAACCUUAUUUCCCAUCAGAGGAUCCACACGGGGGAGAAACCCUAUAAAUGCCUGGACUGUGGCAAAGGUUUUAAUCAGGGCUCCCACCUUGUUAGGCAUGAGAGAACCCACACGGGGGAGCAACCCUAUAAAUGCAUGAACUGUGGGAAAGGUUUCAUUCAGAGCUCACAUCUUAUCAGGCACGAGAGAACCCACACAGGUGAAAAACCCUAUAAAUGCCUGGACUGUGGGAAAAGCUUUGUUCUGAGCUCAGAUCUUAUUUCCCAUCAGAGUAGCCACAUGGGGGAAAAACCCUAUAAAUGCCUGCUCUGUGGGGAAGGUUUUGAUUGGAACAUGCAGCUUGUCAGACAUCAGAUGCACCACAUGGGAGAGAAACCCUACAAAUGCUUGGAUUGUGGGAAAGGGUUUAGUGACAGUUCAGCCCUUAUUAUACAUCAGCGACUCCACACGGGGGAGAAACCUUAUAAAUGCCUCGACUGCGGAAGACGAUUCAAUCGGAGCGCACAUCUAACGAGGCACAAGAAAACCCACAUGGGAGAUAAACCCUAUAAGUGCCUGGACUGUGGGAAAAGCUUCAACCAAAGCUCCUACCUUAUUUCCCAUCAGAGAACGCACACAGGAGAGAAACCCUAUACAUGCCUGGAGUGUGGGAAAAGAUUCAGCUGGAGCUCCAAUCUGAUUUCACAUCAAAGAACUCACACAGGAGAGAGACCAUACAAGUGUCUGGACUGUGGGAAAAGGUUUGUUGACAACUCCGCCCGUAUUAAACAUCACAAGAUCCAUACAGGAGAGAAACCUUAUAAAUGCCUCCACUGCGGGAAAAGUUUCAGCCGGAGAUCAACCCAUGUUCGACAUCAGAGAAUGCACACAGGAGAGAAACCUUGAAUGUCGGGAGUUGCUUCUGUUUGUAUCAGGCAUCAGCACAUCCAUACAGGGAAUAGACCUCUUAAAUAUGUUUAACAUGGAAAAUGUUUCAAGUGGAAUUGUCAUUCGAGACUCCACACAAGAGAAGUUCUGUCAAUUCCAUCACUAGGACUGGACGUAAUUUCUUUAAAAAAUGAAUCCAUUCCCCCUGUACCUAUCUUUGAUUUCAUUCAUGCUAAGCCAGACUCAUCAAGGCUGUAGAUUUAAAUGUCCCAGGCCUGGAGGAGGAAUUCAAACCUAUUCCCAAUAUUGUGUGAUCGUUCUGAGCUUAAAUCUCAAUGGACAAGUAUUGGUGAAGUAGGUUCUGGCCUCUUUCCUGCCAAUUUGCAGACGGCAAUUUGGCUUUUCACCUUUCAUGCAGGUGACGUUAAAUCUUUUGUAAUGGAUGUGACUGUGUCAGAGGGCUCUGAACAGGGCAGGUGUAGAGAGAUCAGUAGAGAGCCUGGGUAAAUCUGUUCUCCUGAGAUGGAAUCAUCUUGACCAAGCUAUAGAUUGUCACUUUAUAUGGUCCUGAAAGCCUCUAAUAAAUCACCAUUUAUUAGGGGUUGUUCUCUAUUUGUUGAAGGCCAUUUGGUCACUUAAUAGUGUAUUAGUUUUGUUUUUCAG
Molecule: messenger RNA, 4343 nt
Organism: Pelodiscus sinensis (Chinese soft-shelled turtle)
Lineage: Eukaryota; Metazoa; Chordata; Testudines; Trionychidae
Source: RefSeq, a predicted model, not a curated record